Molecule: messenger RNA, 456 nt
Organism: Enterobius vermicularis (human pinworm)
Lineage: Eukaryota; Metazoa; Nematoda; Chromadorea; Rhabditida; Oxyuridae
Source: the annotation of a GenBank genome assembly
AUGUAUGUAGCUGUUUCGGUUUGGGAUGCUACUGGAGAAGUUCGCAGAUAUUUAAAACAAGCUCCAAAGGAUGAAGUAAAAGUUGAAAGAAUACGCAAAAUGUCAAGAAGAAUUGACCUCAUGGGUUCUAAUGAAUAUCAAACAUUUUCUAAGGCAAGGCUGUGUUCGAUGAUAUCUAGUAGCGGCAAAAAGAGUGAAAAUGCGACUUCUAGGUUUCUUAAAUGGUUAAAUUUUCCCAAGGUUACUGUUGACACCAUUCUGCUAUUAAGUUACAUCACAUCGGAAAUGGUUUAUGUAAUCGUUGAAGGGGCAUGUAUUGCAAGGAACGAUGAAGAUAGCAGUCACUUUGUUAAUGAACCCCCUGAAAAUAGCCUACAGUUGCGCCAUUAUGAACAGUCCUUAAGGAAAAGUCGUGGAUACAUGGAACACGGGAAUGUUUUAAUUGGGUAUUAUUGA